Molecule: messenger RNA, 1350 nt
Organism: Phoenix dactylifera (date palm)
Lineage: Eukaryota; Viridiplantae; Streptophyta; Magnoliopsida; Arecales; Arecaceae
Source: RefSeq, a predicted model, not a curated record
AUGCCGCCCCGCCGUGCACGUGUGGCACCUCGCCGCCUGAUCGAGACUAUCGGGAGUGAUCCAGCCACUUCUCAUCCGACUGAGAGAGUCCAGGAGGAUGAGGCUGAUCAGACAGUACUGAAUGGACCAGAUCAUGGCCAGGAGAGCAGGAUGGGAGGUCCGACCCAGGUGAUGGAGCUGAUCAGAGAGGUCGUUGGGUUAGUCCGACAGCAGAGGGGACCACAGCAGCUAUUUCCCUCUGCUAGUUCUUCAGAUCAGGGGAGGAGUAUAGCAGAGUUCAGGAAGUUAGCUCCUCCGGCCUUCAAGGGAACUACCGAUCCCCAAGAGGCCGAAUGGUGGAUAGAUGAGAUGGAGAAGGCCUUCAGGGCCAUGGGUUGUACUGAGGAGGAGAAGAUCAGAUUUGCCACCUAUAUGCUUCAAGACCGGGCUCAUCAUUGGUGGGAGUCUGUAGAGAGGACCAUGAUGCAGGAUGCAGGAUCUGUGACCUGGCCGGGAUUCCGCAUGGCCUUCUACUCCAAGUAUUUCCCUUCCAGUCGUAUCAGGGAGCUGGAAAGGGAGUUUCUGAGCCUCUCUCAGGGGAGUAUGACUGUGGAGGACUAUGAGGCUGAGUUUGAUCGGUUGUCCCGUUUUGCACCAUCUCUUGUCCAAGACCCUAAAUCUAGGAUGAGUAGAUUUGAGGAAGGACUGAGGCCUCGCCUGCAUCAGAGUUUAGCUGCUGUUCACUCGACUGAUUAUGAUGACCUAGUUGACAGAGCUAAAAAUAUGGAGAUCAUCUGGAAGGAGACACAGGAUGCUCAGAAAGGGAAGUCGAAGAGGACCAGGGACUUUGAUUCUGACGGUGAGCGGCAUCUGCGCCGACCUAUGCAGUUCCGUCCAGGAGCAGGGCAGCGAGUUCCAUAUGGGAGGACUGCACCGGAUCGCAGGGGGAUAUCAGGAGUGUGCUUCAGGUGUGGCCAGACUGGACAUAGAGCUGUUGAGUGUCGUCAGACACGACCUGGUAUUGGAGCAUAUUUCAGGUUUGGUCAGCAGGGCCACCGGAUAGCUGAGUGCCCUCAGACUCAGACUUUUUCUGGAGUUUGUUUCGGGUGUGGUCAGCCAGGUCACAGGAUUUCCAGUUGUCCUCGUACCAGAUCCGCACAGAGGCCACCGACUUCUAUAGCUCCUCAACGACAGACUUCCUUCACUCCAGUACAGGCUACCCAGUCAGCUGUCCCCAGGCAGCAAAGGGGAGGAGGAUCUCGUACCCAGGGACGAGUUUAUGCACUGACCCAGCAGGAUGCUCAGGCAUCCAACACUGUAGUGACAGUGCGAUUUACACUACUCUUCCUUAGAGAGGGAAUUAUGUAUUAG